Molecule: messenger RNA, 1347 nt
Organism: Ctenopharyngodon idella (grass carp)
Lineage: Eukaryota; Metazoa; Chordata; Actinopteri; Cypriniformes; Xenocyprididae
Gene: med4
Product: mediator complex subunit 4
Exons: 7
Coding region: 86-844 (252 amino acids)
Biological process (GO): regulation of transcription by RNA polymerase II
Cellular component (GO): mediator complex; core mediator complex
Molecular function (GO): transcription coregulator activity
Source: RefSeq, a predicted model, not a curated record
UGGUCCUUCUGCCAACAGGCGUCACUGUCUGACACAUGCUAUUGCGUUUCAUUUCUCACGCAUGCGCAAGUGAGGAGAAACAGUCAUGGCGGCGGCGGAGAAGCCCACGAAGGAAAAGCUUUUAUCCACUCUGGAUGAUAUUGAAGUUUUAUCCAGAGAGCUGAUAGAGAUGCUAGCACUGGCCAGGACACAGAAACUGCCCCAGCCUGGAGAGGACACACAGAUACUGGAGCUGUUAGUGCAGAGAGAUAAAGAGUUCCAGGAGCUCAUGCAGACGGCGAUGGAGCAGGGCAGAGUUCACCAGGAGAUGCAGAUGCUGGAGAAGGAAGUUGAGAAGAGAGACAGUGAUAUCCAGCAGCUCCAGAAACAACUCAAAGAGGCUGAGCAUAUACUGGCCACUGCUGUCUAUCAAGCCAAAGAGAAACUGAAGUCUAUUGAAAAGGCCAGAAAAGGGAGUAUCUCUUCAGAGGAGAUCAUCAAGUACGCUCACAGGAUCAGUGCCAGUAAUGCAGUGUGUGCUCCUCUGAACUGGCUUCCAGGUGACCCUCGCAGGCCGUAUCCUACUGAUCUGGAGAUGCGCAGUGGAAUGUUGGGAAAUAUGAGCAACAUGUCCACCAAUGGAGUGAACGGACACCUGCCUGGAGACGCAUUGGCUGCUGGGAGGUUACCAGAUGUACUAACCCCACAGUAUCCUUGGCAGUCCACUGAUGUUUCCAUGGGGAUUCUGCCUCCUCACCAUGGCAACGAUUUUGGCCUGGAGCCACCUGGUCAUAACAAAGAAAAUGAAGAUGAUGUUGAGGCCAUGUCAACAGAUUCCUCCAGCAGCAGCAGUGACUCAGACUGAGUGUGUGUGUGUGUGUGUGUGUGUGUGUGUGUGUGUGUGUGUGUGUGUGUGUGUGUGUGUGUGUGUGUGUGUGAGAGAUAUGUCCACAGUAACUUGAGUUUGUCCACCUGAACAGCCUGAAAGGAGAGUAUGUUGUCUGCAUCAGUUUAUCUUGUCUCUGUGAUUGUGGAGAUCCGGAUGGCAACAUAAAAUGCCUUGAAGGGGACCGAACCUACACAGGUCCUCUCUUCAGCAAAGCCUCAUACAGCUGGAUAUGUUUUACCAAUUUGCUUGUUUUUUCAUACUCCAGAUGCCUACAGUCAUCAUUUGUUUGCAUAAUUUCAUUCCACUGGCCUCAAAUGUCACCAGUGCGUUGUUUUCAUUGUGUUCAGCGUGACACUCAUUUUGCAAAUUUGUAAUCUAGUGAAGCGUUAAUUUUUGGUUUACAGUUGGAAUAUAAAUAGCAUUGUAAAUAUCUCUGAACUUUCAGACUCUGUAAAUAAAACUUUUUUUUUUUUAAAAGA